Molecule: messenger RNA, 1047 nt
Organism: Coregonus clupeaformis (lake whitefish)
Lineage: Eukaryota; Metazoa; Chordata; Actinopteri; Salmoniformes; Salmonidae
Gene: stpg4
Product: sperm-tail PG-rich repeat containing 4
Exons: 7
Coding region: 304-897 (197 amino acids)
Biological process (GO): epigenetic programing of male pronucleus
Cellular component (GO): germinal vesicle; male pronucleus; female pronucleus
Molecular function (GO): histone binding; chromatin binding
Source: RefSeq, a predicted model, not a curated record
UCUUAACUGACUUGCCUAGUUAAAUAAAAAAUAAACAACACUUAUAGCCCUAUUGCAUGGACGGACAUUGACGGGAAUAAAACCUAGUAUUGACGUGGUUGUACCCUCACAUGGCAACUUUGAUCCCGAUAGAUACUAUACGCCACCGGUGAAGGAUACAAUUUUGGAUUUUAACUUUCCUGACCGGGACAGUCACUCAAUACUGGAACAUAAAAGAAAACCAGAAACCCUGGACAUGUUCGUAGAUAUAUUAUUAAUGAGGGCACUGAGAAAGGGGACCAGUGUGACAGAGGCGGCUGGUGGAUGGGUACUUUGAAAGAUACACCCAUCCCUGGGAGUUACCACAUCCGGGACUUCAUUGAGGAGGCUGGCCUGAACCCGGUCCGUAUGACGUAUGGCUUUAAGGGUACGGGGAGAGACACCAAGAUGCAGAUGCGUAAGGGGGACUUGCUGCUGCCGGGAGCCUAUGGCUUCACUGACUCCACCCAGGAGGCCCUCCAUCGCCAGGCCUCCUACUCCUUUAAGAACUGCCCCCGCCCAAAAAACUACACCCUGGGCAUCCGCGACAAGGAAAUAGACCUUUCACCAUGCCACUACAAUGUGACUGAGAAACCAGUGCCCAAGAUACCCUGCAAACACGUGAUGUUUCGUUCGGCAGUGCAGCGUGCCAGCUUUCUGCCUAGAGAGGGCCCUGCUCCUGGACAUUACAACAUGAGGACCGGCCCGACCAAAGGAGUCACGUCCUGUUUCAGAUCCACUGUGCCCCGUCUUCACAGUGUGCGCUCGAGGACACCAGGACCGGGGACCUAUGAGCCGUCCUGGCAGAUGGGUCACCGUCUGGGGACCGAGGCCAACAUGAGCAGGGCCCACGGUCUCUUCUUCCGCAAUGUCUUCUAGAUCGUCCAACAGUGUCAUCCAGCCAUCCCUUAUUAUUCAACCAUGACUCCCAAGUUCCUCCGCAGCUACUGUCUGAUAGAAUGCAUGUGACACUGGGUGAUCAUGUUGUUUAUUUUCCCUCCGAGUAAAGAAAAACCCUGAUUUCGUUGA